Molecule: messenger RNA, 2805 nt
Organism: Trichoderma breve
Lineage: Eukaryota; Fungi; Ascomycota; Sordariomycetes; Hypocreales; Hypocreaceae
Product: PH domain-containing protein
Exons: 6
Coding region: 1-2805 (934 amino acids)
Source: RefSeq, a predicted model, not a curated record
AUGGGUCGCAAUCGAGUGGUCUCGUUCAUGUCCCAUUUUUCCUCUGGGCGCAAGACACCAACAUCAUCACCUUCAUCACCGCCCUCGGACGAAGCUCCCUUUUCCUCCAAAUUCAAGGUUAAGAAGCGGCACUCGCUUGCGCACAUCGACCUGCGCAACAGCCCUCCAGAUUCCACGCCUUCGCCGCAGUCUGACUAUGGCACGCCGGUAAACAUCGACGCCCCAAUCCGACGCAACCGAAGUAGCUCGCGGAAUAGUGCACGACCCUUGUCCAUCAUCCAGACGUAUCAGCCUCCCGUCAUGGAGGUCAACGAGGACACCAUCCCGGAGCUGCAGCCCAUUUUCUCGCUGCUCAACAGCCACUCCAACAAACUUUAUCACGAAGGCUACUUUUUGAAGCUGGAUGAUCAAAACACCCAGGGCAAACCAAACCCCGAUAGAACAUGGUCCGAAUGCUUUGCACAGCUUGUCGGGACCGUGCUCUCCUUGUGGGAUGCCGCAGAGCUGGAUGCAGCUGGUGAAGAUGGAAUGGUUCUUCCUAAAUUCAUCAAUCUCACGGAUGCUUCUAUUAAAGUGAUUGAGUCUUUGCCUACCCGUUCAAGCGACGAGCAGCCACUACAGAACAUUCUUAGCCUGUCCACCGCUGGCAGAAACCGUUACUUGCUGCAUUUUACUUCUCAUGAGUCGCUGAUAGAAUGGACAUCCGCCGUUCGGCUGGCCAUGUAUGAGCAUGCAGCUCUCCAGGAGGCAUACACCGGCGCCCUGAUUGCCGGCAGGGCUAAAUAUCUCAACAACAUCAGCGUUAUGAUGGAGAGGUCCAAGUUUAAGAUUGAGGCGUGGGUCAGGGUCCGAUUUGGAGCUGGUGUACCAUGGAGGCGCUGCUGGUGUGUCAUCACGCCGCCUGAUGAGAAGGAGUACGCCAAACUUCAAAAGGAGUUGAAGAAGAAGUCUCCUUACGACCGAUCUGCCGCUCGCGUGGUCAGAGGAGACAUCAAAUUCUAUGAUGUCAAGACCGAGGGCAAGAAGCAAAAGAGGACAAAACCCGUUGCUUCCAUCAGUGAAGCCUACUCUGCAUACGCCAUCUAUCCUCAGGCCAAGUCUCUGGUGGACGCUUCGACCCUCAUCAAGAUCGAAGGCAACAUUGCCAUCCACUCCACUCCGGCAUCAUCUUCGGAGGGCUUUGUCUUCAUCAUGCCCGAGACGCGCCCUGCCGUCAGCGGGUUUGAGACGAUGCUCCGCUUCUUGUUCCCGACAUGGGACACCUUUGGCCUCUACGGCCGUCCCGGCAGACUUGUUGCCAGUAUUUUGGAUGCUAGGUCCCUCAUGUUUGCUAUGCCCAGAAGUAAGAAAUACGGCUACCUGGACCUCGAAGACGUCAAUACGCUCUUACUGGACAGCAAGAGCUCAACCUGGAACGAGAGGGAGUGGCGAAAGCGGCUCAAGGAGGCCACCGGCACGCGGAUGAACUCGAUUGAGGACGGAAGCCGCUCUUAUUCACCGGCAUCCAACAGAGCCAGCAACAGAAUAAGCUUCCAACAAAAGCCCAGAGUUGGUUUCGCUGGUGAUCGCCAUUCUUCUGAAUCCAACAGCCCCAUCUCGAUGGGCUCAAACUCCUCGCCAAAUGACAUGUCUCCUCUUGAGAUGGCCGGGCGAGUAGGAAGCUCUAGCUCGGAUGAGGGCCGUGCUGUCACGCCAAAUGCGUAUGUCGAACCCAUCGAGACCAGCAUGGGAGCCAUUCGCACGCCCGAGCCUGUUGUCCGACCCCCGAUGGUUGCGCGCGAUUCUCACAACCGCCCAUCUGGCGCCCCUUACAACUCGGAAGAACUCCGCCGGGCCAACAAUCGCCUGUCUAACGGCACUCUGGCUCAAAUGGCCAAGGCUGGCGGCAUUGCUCUGCCUGGUGUUCCCGACAUCCCUGAUGACGACGAGGAUGAGGAGUUCUUUGACGCCCCGCCGCCGGUUCCCAUGCACGGUGGUGGUUUCUACGCCGGCGAGAACCGGUCCGCUCAGUCUCUGAACCCCCCGCCGAGCCAUCACAGCGAUCGCCCUCCUACUAACCACUCUCACCGCUCUAACAUCUCACACCACUCUCACCGAUCGCAACAGAGGCAGCCAUCCCCCUAUGGGCCAAGAACGCCCUACGAUGAGCCUCCUCACUCUCCAUACCACGCUCAGCCUCCGCCUCCGCCGGCCCACGGAUCAUCGUACUCCAAUGAUCAUUAUGCUUCAUACAGCCCCGGUGGCUCUCCCGGAUAUGGCCAACAUCCCCACCGGAAGCCCCUCCCUACGAGGCCAGAUGCCCCUUACAACAACAAGCACCAGAGCAUCACCCCCAACGACAUCAUUGAUCAUUACACUACCCAGUCCCGAGCUCAGUACGACGGCUUCUUGCCUCCUCAACCCCCGAUGCACUUGGAGUUUGGCGACGAACUGCAGCAGCCUUUCGUUGACCGGCCCCGCAAUGGAUUCGCGAUCCCAGACGUCAACUUUGGCCCAACAGUCAACUACGGCGCCCCUGCGGUGAUUCGCAAGCCCGCACCCCGUACCGCGGAGUCCCCUGUGCCAAAGGCACCCAAGACACCGACGGAGCCAAGGCCCGGCCACAGGAGACAGGAAUCUGUGCCAUGGCAGCCCGCCGCGCCCACGUCGCCCGCACCGUACGGACACGGGAGAACUCUCUCAGCCAACUCUCUAGGCGGUCACUCGGCGCGAAGCAUGUCGCCGCAGCCCGUGUACGGCACCAUUGUGCAGCCGACACAGCCUGGCGGAUACCAACAACCACUACAGAGCACGCAACAAUAUUAA